GUGAUCUGCUGCCACGGUUCCGGACAGGGCCCGCACAUAGAUUAUUGGCUCCCGUUGAUGAGGGAAAUCAGCAAACACACAAAAGUUCUGUGUUAUGAGAGGCGGAAAAUUGGACAGAACACGAUGGCAGUCUCGCGUUCCCAAACGCCUGAGGAAGCCGUAUCUGAUCUUGAUGCCCUCCUUAAGGCCUUGCAGCUGAGGCCGCCGUACAUCCUGAUCGCACAUUCCUACGGGGGCGCCAUAGCACGACAAUUCCUUCAGUGGCAUCCCACGCAGGUCGCUGGUAUGGUCCUUGCAGAGACGGGCCAAGAGACCCCGAUCAAGCACGAGGCCGAGCAGUACAAGAAGCAGAUCCUCGGUUCUAAGCCCCUGAGUGUCAUCCACGCUGAUUCGCUGCUCGGAAAACGCGGUGGUAGCACCUCUGCCGAGGAGUUGAGGCUCAGGGACUUGUGGGCUGCGGAGGACGAGCGGCUGAAGAGAGCCCAGCUCGGCCUCAGCUCCAAUGCCCGGUACGUGCGGGUGGACGAUUGUGGACACGAUAUCAUUGACGAACGGCCUCAUAUUGUUGCUGCUGAGGUCAGUUGGGUUCUUGAGAAU
This is a messenger RNA of Cryphonectria parasitica EP155, 597 nucleotides long. RefSeq names its product alpha/beta-hydrolase. The record is from RefSeq and is a predicted model, not a curated record. The transcript has a single exon. The annotation marks the transcript as partial. Lineage: Eukaryota; Fungi; Ascomycota; Sordariomycetes; Diaporthales; Cryphonectriaceae.